Notothenia coriiceps (black rockcod) is the source of this 463-nucleotide messenger RNA. Its product is annotated as ATP-binding cassette sub-family A member 2-like. NCBI's taxonomy places the organism in Eukaryota, Metazoa, Chordata, Actinopteri, Perciformes, Nototheniidae. The record is from RefSeq and is a predicted model, not a curated record. The transcript is spliced from 3 exons. The annotation marks the transcript as partial.
GCAAAUGAGACCUUUGCUUUUGUUGGAAACGUGACACACUACACCCGGGUCUGGCUCAACAUCUCCGCCCAGCUCAGGACUUUUCUGGAGGAGGGUCGUCUGCACAACCACUUGGUGUGGCUGCAGCAGCUGUCCUCAGAGCUGCAGCAGCACCCUGAGCUGUUGAAUGGCACAGACAGUGAGCUAAUGCAGGGUCUGAUGGAGGGAAACUACAGCCUUCCGAACAUCUCCAUCCUGCUGGAGCAGAUGGACACCAUCGACAACGCUGCCUGCGGCUGGACACGCUUCAUGUCUAAGGUUAGUGUUGAUGUCUUCAAGGGCUUUCCCAACGAGGACAGCAUCGUCAACUACACCCUGAACCAGGCCUACCAGGACAACGUGUCUGUGUUUGCCAGUGAGUCCUCAUACACUCAAACACUUAUAGUUUCUUGGGAUUCAUAUUUUACAGUGCACAUGUAAAUAU